AAUCCUGCUGUUUUAGAAGCUAUUCAGCCAAUUCUUACCACUGAAGAUUCAAAAAACGCAGAUGUUACCUCAUUCGCUGGACUGAAUGUUACCGACAUAACAUUAUUGAAGCUGAAAGAAAAUUUGGAAGCGAAAUAUAAAAAAUGUAGUGAAUCUCUAAACAAGCAUAAGACGUCGUUAAUAGAAGCGAAAAGCGAAUUAGAACAAGGCAAGCUCGUCAUUGGAGAAGCCCGUGAAAAGUUGCCCAACCUUGCAAACGGUUUAUGUUUUACCAACGAAUGAAAGAGUACAUAGAUGAUUUGAUAUCGUGUUUCAAUGAAAAGAUGACGAAAAUAGAAUAUCUGGAGAAACGUUCUAUUAUCAUAUUUCGUGAACGGUACGAUAAACUAGUUGAACGUCGACGUAUGGAUAUGAAAGAUUUGGCUGAUGCAGUAUCCCAGCCAAUCAACUCCACUACAAGUGCGUCUCGAACACCAGAUGUAGCCAAGAUUUUCGAAGCUAGACGAAGAAGAUGUGCUGAACGCGAAUUUCGACGAAUACGACGUCAACGUGCUCGUGAACUUGAAAAUCCCGGUGUUGUACAGGUUCAUGUGGAUGGGACUAGUACCGAUGAUGAAGAACCCCAGGCUGUGAUAGUUAAACGUGGAGCUGAUAUUGAUUCUUUAUUAGUCGAUGCUAAUGCCUUAUUCGAGGAUGUUGUUGAAGAGUUUUGUGAAUUACCGCUAAUCCUUGAAAGAUUUACCGAAUGGCGUGCUAAAUCACCCGAAUCCUAUCGUCAAGCCUAUGUAUCUUUAUGCUUGCCUCAAUUAUUUAGUCCAUUAAUACGUAUUCAGUUGAUCGGUUGGAAUCCUUUGAUUAAUAAUUCCAAUUCAAUUGAAGAAAUGAAAUGGUUUCAAGAUUUGCUGGACUUUUGUAGUCUCCCACCAAAUGAUGGGAUUGAUAUAAAACCAACUAAUCAAUUUAGCCUUAACGAUGAUAAUGAUAGUAAGAAAAAUGUGAACAAUAACAAUAACACUGAUAACAAAGCAAGUAAUGACACUGAAAUUGAUGAUGACCUUCGAGUUAUACCGAAAUCUGUAGAAAAAGUUGUCUUACAGCGAUUAGAUGAAUUGAUUUCUGCCUCAUGGGAUCCAUUAUCAGAGAAACAGUCACUGCGGUUAGUCACCUUAAUUCGUGAAUUCAGUUCAACAUAUCCAACUGUACGUAUUGGUAGUCGUCCAACAGAGAAAUUAUUCACAUCCAUUGUUAAACGUAUCGAAAAUACAAUCCAGGAAGAUAUUUUUAUACCACUCUAUUCAAAGAAUUUAAUGCAACAGCGUCAAGGUCCUGCUUUCCUGUUUUUUGAACGUCAGUUUAACAUGGGAUUAAAGCUUUUAAAAAACAUUCUACUUUGGUUAAACCUACUCAGCAGUGAAACGUUAAAACAUAUUAGCCUGACUUGUUUAGUGAAUCGUUAUCUCUUAGUUGGACUUGCAUGCUUACUGUCAGUAGCCACACCUAAGCCAAGUGAAGAAAAGUCCAUUUCACCGUUUACUGCUUUUGGAGUAACAACUGAUCAGUCGGGUUCACUGGCUUUUCGUGAUGCUGUACAGCGAUUGCGGAAUAUUAUUGAACUGCUACCAUCUGAAUGGUUGAAGUCAUCUGUUCAUUUUAAAAAGAAGAUUCAUCUUCAGACAGCAUAUGCACAACAUCAGCUACAGAUUCUCUGUGUCAGAUCAAAAGAUUUUUAUCCCAGUUAUUGGAGCGUGUUCCUCCAAGUCGAAUGUAUUCAGAUAUUGUUGGUCAAACAGAUAUUCAAGCAGCUGAACGAGACUGCGUGGGAACACUAUUUCGUCUGAGAGAUUUAUUAAAAGAAUAAUUCUUCCAGUAUGUAUUAAUAAUGUAUGCGUAUGUGUGUACAUAUUUUUAUUUUCUUUUCAAGCUAGCAAUACUUUCUUAUUUUAUGAGAAAUAUAAAAGAAACCUG
Heterobilharzia americana is the source of this 1965-nucleotide messenger RNA. NCBI's taxonomy places the organism in Eukaryota, Metazoa, Platyhelminthes, Trematoda, Strigeidida, Schistosomatidae. The record is from the annotation of a GenBank genome assembly.